This is a messenger RNA of Ipomoea triloba (trilobed morning glory), 2825 nucleotides long. RefSeq names its product probable glycerol-3-phosphate dehydrogenase [NAD(+)] 1, cytosolic. The transcript is spliced from 5 exons. Gene Ontology annotation, molecular function: glycerol-3-phosphate dehydrogenase [NAD(P)+] activity; NAD binding. Gene Ontology annotation, biological process: glycerol-3-phosphate catabolic process; carbohydrate metabolic process. The record is from RefSeq and is a predicted model, not a curated record. NCBI's taxonomy places the organism in Eukaryota, Viridiplantae, Streptophyta, Magnoliopsida, Solanales, Convolvulaceae. Gene Ontology annotation, cellular component: glycerol-3-phosphate dehydrogenase (FAD) complex; cytosol. Bases 1094 to 2485 code for a protein of 463 amino acids.
AGCAUAGCUGAUAGGUGAUAGCACCUCCAUCCAAAUUAAUGGCCGAUGAGGAGGUUGGCAGCGCCACAACGACUCAUUAAUGCACUUCCCAUGGCACGUUACCCCUCUACUCAUCAAACACAACUGUCUCCAACUCUGCAUAUUCACUCACUCACUUUAUAGCCCCUCCCCAACACCUAUAUAUACUAUACAUACAACCCAUCAUUCACAAACAACUUCAUUUCCUUGAAUUUGGGUCACCUUAGUUUCUCAUCUGUUCUGUUCUGUGCAUGCAUUUCUCAUUCUUGUACUCUUUUUGACACUUGGUGCUCUGCCUGCGUUUCUGUAUAGUACAACCUUUGGUUUGGGGGAGUUUUUUGACUUUUUGGCUCAGUUUUUGUUGUUCCACACACGCAAAGGUUGGUCUGUUUGUUUGGUUUCUGGAAAAUUUUGCCCUUUUCUCCUUAAUUUAUUCUGGGAUUUUUAUCUGUUGGGUGGAUGAACAACCUCAGACGGACGGACAUUACAAAGCUGCUGCAUAACAGUGUUUUCAGGUUCUGAUCCUUAAAUUAGUACUUCGCAUGUUUUAAUUUGUUGUUAUACCCAUCAUCUUUUUACUGCAAUUUGUCGUUUAUUUCUUGGAUUUUUAGGAGGAGGGAGAGAGGUAAUACUGUAUUUGGUGGGUUUGAGAAACAAAGUGGGGCGAGAGAGAGAGAGAGAAAGAGAAACAAGUUGGGAGAUUAGUUCAAGUUUAGGUGAAAAUUCUACUAGUAAAAAGAUUUCUGUCCUGUAGUGAUCUUAACUUGCAAGGAAAAAUAUGGUUAUACGGAAAUGAAAGAAAGGAAUUAAAAAAAAUAUCAAUAUUUUGAAGGCAUUUGGUAUAAAUUCAUUCCUCUGGGAACUGGGAGUUUGCCUAAUCAUAAUCAAGAUUGGUUUUUAUUUUUUGAUUUACUGUUUGAGAUUUGAGCAUAGUGAGAUUCUUGUGGAGAGGGUAGCUCGUUUCGAGGGCAAUCUUGUGUGGAAAAUUGUAGUUUGAGAAAGAUUUUCCUGGUAGAGGCCUUGUAGUUUUGGAGUAUUAGUUGAAGAAUUGGUGUUAAGGUUUGAGACAAUCAAGAUGGUUGGUAGUAUUGAGGUGAAAAAUGGGAAUGUGUAUGCUAAUGGGGGCAUACAUGGCCACAAUGGUUCAGAGGAGAAGCUCGAUGAACUUCGACGAAUUCUUGGCAAGGUUGAUGGUGAUUUGCUGAGGAUUGUUGGCAUUGGAGCUGGUGCUUGGGGCACUGUGUUUGCAGCUUUGCUUCAGGAUAGCUAUGGCCAAUUUCGGGAUAAGGUUCAAAUUAGGAUUUGGAGGAGGCCGGGAAGAGCUGUUGACAGGGCGACAGCUGAACACUUAUUUGAGGUGAUCAAUUCAAGGGAGGAUGUGUUGAGGAGGCUGAUCAGGCGUUGUGCGUAUCUCAAGUAUGUCGAGGCAAGAUUGGGCGACCGUACGCUCUAUGCUGACGAGAUUUUGAAAGACGGCUUCUGCUUAAACAUGAUCGACACGCCUCUUUGUCCUUUGAAGGUUGUCACCAACUUGCAGGAGGCUGUUUGGGACGCUGACAUCGUGGUGAACGGGCUACCUUCAACGGAAACACGCGAGGUGUUUCAAGAGAUCAGUAAGUAUUGGAAAGAGAGAUUGACAGUCCCGAUCAUCAUUUCGUUGGCAAAGGGUAUCGAGGCUGAACUUGUACCAGCUCCCCAUAUAAUUACACCCACGCAGAUGAUUAAUCGGGCAACUGGAGUGCCUAUAGAGAAUAUCCUAUACCUUGGCGGUCCAAAUAUUGCCUCAGAGAUUUACAAUAAGGAAUAUGCUAACGCCAGGGUCUGUGGAUCUGAAAAAUGGAGAAAGCCACUUGCAAAGUUCUUGAGACAGCCUCAUUUUAUUGUUUGGGACAAUAGUGACCUGGUGACUCACGAAGUUAUGGGAGGUCUGAAAAAUGUUUAUGCAAUUGGAGCUGGAAUGGUAGCUGCAUUGACUAAUGAGAGCGCUACUAGCAAAUCUGUAUAUUUUGCUCACUGCACAUCAGAAAUGAUAUUUAUCACCCAUCUGUUAACUGAAGAACCCGAAAAGCUUGCAGGGCCUCUGCUAGCUGACACUUAUGUGACCUUACUAAAAGGUCGUAAUGCAUGGUAUGGCCAAAUGAUAGCCAAGGGAGAACUGAGCCUGGAUUUGGGUGACAGCAUUAUUGGCAAAGGGACAAUUCAGGGAGUUUCGGCUGUUGGAGCAUUUUAUGAACUUCUGAGUCAAUCAAGUUUAAGUGUAUUGCAUCCAGGAGAGCACAAACCAGUUGCUCCGGUUGAGCUCUGCCCCAUUUUGAAGACAUUAUAUAAAGUGCUUAUAACAAGGGAACAAGGGGUGCAGGCUAUUCUCCAAGCACUGAGGGAUGAAAACUUGAAUGAUCCCCGUGAUCGAAUAGAGAUUGCACAAAGCCAUGCAUUUUACAGGCCUUCGCUCCUUGGACAGCCUUGAGGUACCGCAUUUAGAAACAUGGAUCGGAGUAACAACAAAUGUACAGAUUGUCUUCCAUGGAUGCAUGGCUCCAUGCUGAACAACAAUCUAAAUCUUCUAUACUGAAUUUAUUAUAACCACAGGUCUUACUCUUGUGUGUGUCUCCCCCUUUAGAUAUGUGAUACCAUAAUAUGUUUAAGCAGGCAGAUCCCUGCUUGUUAAAAUAAUCUGCAUCUAUCAUAUCAUUUGUUCAACAUAAGAAGUUUGUGCAGUAGUUUCUGCAUUUGUAAUUUAUGCUUUAAUCUUAUGAUCUUGCAAAAAUAGGCUAAGUCAAUUGAAGCAUGUGCCUCAUUUCAAUUAA